Messenger RNA from Ilex paraguariensis (yerba mate), 447 nucleotides. The record is from the annotation of a GenBank genome assembly. NCBI's taxonomy places the organism in Eukaryota, Viridiplantae, Streptophyta, Magnoliopsida, Aquifoliales, Aquifoliaceae.
AUGAAGUUCAAUGAUCCAAAUGCAAUCAUAAGCAAAGAGAAGAUUGUGACUCUAAGAUUUGUGUUUGAUAAAUCAAAGUUAGAAACUCUCAAGAAAUCUACAUGCUCUACUGUUGAAUCAACAGUGAUGGAUCCGACCCGAGUUGAAGCCAUCUUAGCUUUCAUCUGGAGCCAUUUCAUGGAGGUUUCCAAUGCCAAAACUAAAAUGGAUUCAAAAUAUCUAUUUGUCGCAAUUCAUACAGUGAACUUGUGGCCUAAAAUGAAUCCACCCCUUUCUGAUCAUGCCUUUGGAAAUCUAUGGAGUUUUGCUCUUACAGUAUCAAAGCUGGAGGAAGACAAAGAUUAUCAUGAUCUGGUUUUUAAGUUCAGGAAUGCGAUAAAGAAGAUCAAUGGAGAUCUCACCAAUCUUGAGUUUGUGCCGAUGAAACCCAAAUCCUAUGUCAAUUGA